Messenger RNA from Vollenhovia emeryi, 2085 nucleotides. RefSeq names its product probable aspartate aminotransferase, cytoplasmic (gene Got1). Lineage: Eukaryota; Metazoa; Arthropoda; Insecta; Hymenoptera; Formicidae. Bases 232 to 1491 code for a protein of 419 amino acids. The record is from RefSeq and is a predicted model, not a curated record. Gene Ontology annotation, biological process: L-aspartate biosynthetic process. The transcript has 6 exons. Gene Ontology annotation, molecular function: L-aspartate:2-oxoglutarate transaminase activity; pyridoxal phosphate binding. Gene Ontology annotation, cellular component: cytosol.
CAAUCGGUAUAAUGGCGUUAAAAAUGGUGCGUACGCACGCGCCACACACACACACACAGCCGGAUGAAAAAUCGCUUCGUCAAUCUUCGCGCGGCUCCGUUUUAACUUACUGCUUUACGCCUCCAGCAUAUGUCUAUUCACGUUGCAUCUGUGAACUCGUCUCUCUCGCAAGUCCUUAGUUUGACUUAAUUCUUUGCCAAUUAUCGCAUCGUCGCUAUUGUUGUUGACAACAUGAAUACCAGAUUCACGGGAAUAGAAUUGGGGCCUCCUAUCCAAGUUUUUGCCCUGCAAAAAGCAUUCGUCGACGAUACUCACGAAAACAAAGUUAAUCUCACUAUAGGAGCUUAUCGUACUAACGAAGGUAAACCAUGGGUUCUACCAGUUGUAAGAAAGGUGGAAAGGUCACUUGCAGCCGACGAGUUACAAAAUCACGAAUAUUUGCCAGUUCUUGGCUUAGAAGCGUUCAGCGAAGCUGCUACGAGUAUGUUGUUAGGUGCAAACUCUCCUGCUAUCGCUCAAGGGCGUGUCUUUGGUAUUCAGUCACUUUCCGGUACUGGAGCACUGCGUGUCGCUGCUGAAUUUUUGAGUCGCAUUCUACAUUACGAUACCUUUUAUUAUAGUAAACCAUCCUGGGAUUAUGUGCUGGCAGAAAACCACCGACUGGUAUUUACUAAUGGAGGGUUUAAGAACGCUGGUGAAUAUGCAUACUGGGAUGAAAAGACUCGUAAGAUCGAUUUAGAAGGAAUGCUCCGUGAUUUACGAGAUGCGCCUGAAAACGCCGUAAUUAUUCUACAUUCGUGUGCACACAAUCCUACUGGAUGCGAUCCAACUCCGGAGCAAUGGGCAAAAAUAGCUGAUGUGAUAGAGGAAAAAGGACUUUUUCCACUAUUUGACAGUGCAUAUCAGGGUUUUGCGAGCGGAGACUUGGAUAAAGAUGCAUAUGCUGUACGAAUGUUCGCCGAGCGUGGAAUCGAAUUUAUCUGCACGCAAAGUUUCGCGAAAAAUUUUGGAUUAUACAACGAAAGAGUCGGCAACAUCGUUUUUGUGUUGGCCGAUACAAAGGAGAUGGUUCAAGUUAAAUCACAAUUAACGUUAAUUAUCCGAGGAAUGUACAGCAAUCCUCCUAAUCAUGGUGCUCGAAUUGUCGCGACUGUCUUGAGGAAUCCACAACUUUUUGAGGAAUGGAAGGAUCAUAUUAGAACAAUGUCUGGUAGAAUUAAAGAAAUGAGAGUAGGUUUGCAUCAUAGACUGCUCAAAUUAGGUACUCCAGGUAUUUGGGAUCAUAUCGUUGAGCAAAUUGGAAUGUUUUCCUACACAGGACUCAAUGAGAAGCAAGUGCAGCAUCUGAGAGAUCAUUAUCACAUUUAUAUGUUACGCAGUGGACGUAUAAAUAUGUGCGGACUCAACGAAAAUAACUUGGAUUAUGUGGCAAACGCGAUUAAUGAAACGAUACAGUUGUUUCCAGAAGCACAGAACGACUGUACGUGUUAAGAUGGAAUAUUACAAGUACAAAUAAUGAAGCAUCACAUUAAAAACGGCAAUAUUUUAUAUAUAUUAUACAUAUAUACAUAUUUUAUAUGGCAAAAUUCCAUUUCCAGUUAGUCAACAAACGAUUAUCUUUUACUAAUAUUGGAAUUUCUCAUACGAAAUCAUGUGCAUUUUGUCUCGAUCCUACUUUAACGUCAAAUUAUAUUUUACGUAUACUUAUCCUCCCUGUGGUAAAGUCUUUUCUUUAUUUCUCUCUAUCACAAAAUUUUACAAGACAAAGUACAAAACACUACAAAGUAUUACAAUAAUGCCAAAUUUUUUAUGCGUAUUCAUUAUAUCAUAUUGUUACGUAAACAAGAGUUUUAGAUAUAUACGUAGUUUUUAUCUAUUUUUAGAAGUAAACAUUAUCUAGUAACUUAGGAAAAUUUGUUACGUUGUGAAAAUUAUUGAUUGUAUUUAAUUAAUAACUGGAAAAAAGUAAAUACAACUGGUUUGUUUGUUGUUGAAACUUUUACUAGGGAUUUUAUAAUUUAAUCUAUUAUACAAUUUCAUUUAAACUAUGGGAUAAAACAAAUAUACAGAUUGAUGUGCUACACA